Messenger RNA from Capsaspora owczarzaki ATCC 30864, 4802 nucleotides. RefSeq lists its product as hypothetical. The record is from RefSeq and is a predicted model, not a curated record. The transcript is spliced from 2 exons. Lineage: Eukaryota; Filasterea; Ministeriida; Capsasporidae. The coding region runs from base 48 to 4742 and encodes 1564 amino acids.
CUUUUUGACUUGAUUUCAGCACAGCGUAGAAAAGCAAACACAAAUCAAUGCUGAGCUGUGCUCGACUGGUGCUGGUGGAGCAGCAACAGCAGCAGCGGCAGAGCAGGAUGGCUGCUGCGGCAUUGCAUGGAUUGGGAUCAAGAGCAGCCAGUCAGGCCGCAGCCGCUACCACGCCACCAUCAAGCCAGCACGCGACGACUCCAACUACGACGACUAGCCAUACUCUGAACCAUGCCACGACUAUGACUGCGACUGAAGCGAGCGGUGGUCAGAAUGGGACGAGUGGGACGACGAGCGAGGCUGCAGACGCACGCGGCCAGGCGAGCACGAGCCAAGAAGACCAGCAGCCGCCCAAGGCCAGGUCCAAGUCCAAGUCACAGCCGAGCUCCAUUGCCGCAAAGAGCAGGGGCAACGUGCAAAACCCGCAGGUGCUGCUCGGGAAGGUCGCUGCGGUGCCCACAGGGCGGCUGUCGGCAGAGCGGUUGCUCGCGCUCAAGCUCUUUGCAAAGGCGAGAUCGCACGUUGGCGUCAAGUGGCGCAACCCAACCGCGGCCCAGCUCGGCAUCCCGGGACGGAGGACUGUUCUUGACAGAGAUGGCCGGGCGGCUGCACCGCGCAAGCUCGCGUUCAACACGCUGCCGACGUUCUCGCAGGAAGGCGCCAAGCAGGCCGCGGCGUUGGCAGACACCAAUCUGGCACGCUCCCACUUGGCUGUCGUGAAGCACGUAGUGCGUGCUCGUCGCUACGCCAAGGCGCAGGCGCGAGCUGCCGAGCGCAACGCCCGCGAACAGGCCUCGAAGUCAGCAAUUCCGUCGUCUGGUGAAACACAACCAUCUGCCGCGAGCAGCAUCGCCCCUCUCGCGUCUGACACGCCAGUAGCAAAAGCUUCAAACGAUAGCAAGGCUGCUACUACAUCUGCCGUGGAAACUGAUUCCUCGACAGAAGCACGCAAGCUGGCCAAGCAGCAGCAACAACAUCAACAACAAUCAGCCGCACCGCGAAAAAACAAAAGCCGAGCACCACGCAUUCCACACAACUCGCCGUCCUGGACGGCCGUGCACAUGGCCACAGUUGCAGCAGAAGCAGAGGAACGAUUGCACUUUGCACGGACGCUGCAAGUACCAGCGUUGCCGACCAAGAGCGCUCCGGCCAAUCCCAGGGCCAUGAAUGCCAACUCACUGACCUAUCCGUUCCCAUUUACACUCAAGCAGGUCCCCGUGCGUCCGCACUCGGCCAAUCCAACGGCACCGCACGGAGUAAGCCCGCCUUCAGCUCACAGACGAAUCACUCAUGACGUACAGGCCAUGAUGCACCAAUUGAACAUUAUGCCUGGGUGGUGGAAGCCAGCGGCUAGUAAUGCCAAGAAGGGUGUUCUCGCAAUACAAACAGCCCGUGAGCGUCGGUUGGCGACAAGGGCCCAAACGGCUCUCUCCAAGCGCCAAUUUAUUGGCAAACUCAUCGCGCUUGCCCAUGAAUUUGGGCAAAAUGCAACGACCGGGUCGACGGCGGCCACUCCCAUCAUCGGCAAAAAAUCGGCAGCCAACAACAAAGAAUCGGCUGCCAACGACAAAGAAUCGGCUGCCAACAACAAAGAAACAAGCAAACAAUCAGCUCCCAAAGAGGCUCCCGAACAACCCGAACAAUUCAACCCCCUCCCACUCGUAGACUUGCCCUCCCAACCUGCCGGCAGUCUAACGUUUGCGCAGGCUCGGCCCGCUUUCAAAUACUUGCAUCGCAAUCAUCUGUUCGCAUUGGAGCGUGCCCAGCGCCGUGAGUUGGUGCUUAAAACAAAGCCUCAACAGUCUGUGACAGCUCCCUCCCAAUCUGCUGCCGCCGAGAAAAUGGCAGCCCAACUCGCCUCUGCAGUCAAACAACUAUCAUCCCCACUCGCUCAACGAACGCUCAGUGCUGAUUUGCGGUGGGAUCAAGCUUCCGCUCGCGAUUUAUUGGCAGAUCUGUCGUUACCGAUGCCCCAUGACCCGCUAACAACACCAAUCUGGUCGCUCGCAACGUCCGAUUCGAGCAACGUGCCGCCGCCCACGUCCGACGCGCUGUUGCUUGCUGUCAGCACACUGCUUAAUAGCCAAGCGCACGCGACGGGUUUGACGCUUCCAGCCGAGGCCCGUUCCACCGCGCAGGGGAGCCAGCUUUCGGUUCCUGCGUCAUCGACUGAGGCCGAGGCGGUGCCAGCUAGCCCGAUCAGCCAGGACGUACCUGCACUGACCAGGAUGGUGCAAGACCUUGAUGCUUCGUUGGGCUUUUCUCCCGCCAAGCCGUUCGCUGCAGAUAGUAACGGGCGGAUUGUCCAAGAUCUCAACCAGCCAAACACGACCCGCUACGACCGCGAGGUGAAUGCUUUUGCACGUCUGUACAGCGCCAUGACUCGAGCGCAGAUCCAGGCGCUUGCCUCGAACGAGUUUAGCGAGUUUUUCGCCUCCACCACUUCAGCGGUUUCGGACGAGUUGGCCGCCAAGACGACUUCCAAGCUCCUUCAAGUCGUCAGCGAGGGGUUGCAAGAUGCCCUGGUUCCUGAAGACGCAAUCAUGGUGCUCGAACGGCGCACUUUGUACUACUUCCUUGGCCGCGAUCGGGCAUAUGCUCUGCUUGCGGAGGUCUUUGUGGAAAACGGGCGCGCGGACUUUAUGGUGUCGCACAUUCUCAAGCAUUUCCUUCCUUCCAUUCCCAGUCAGUUCCGCAUUUCCUCUUCCCAAACUUGCACCACGUUGGUCCAGAAGCUCUGCGACGCCGGAGAUCUCAAGUCUGCUGUUUCUGUCUACGAAGCUCUCGUGGCCCGACAGUUGAACUCGAUUUCUCGCCGGUUGGUUCGCCCAAUCACAACUGCAUAUGCUGCGCUCGGCCAGCUCGAGUCCGCAAAGCAGUUCUUGGCAACCUCUGCGUUUGCAGACAACCGGUCGACCAACCACGCUUCAAUCGUUCCGCUGGUGCUGCUAGCGCCGCGCUCACCUUUGGCUUCGUUCACGGUCAAGGAGGCCCGAGACGCCAUUGACUGGACGCUGCGCAUGAUGACUCAGGCCCAACAGGCCCAUUUGGCGUUUGGGCGAAUGCAACUCUUGCGCUCUGCGUUGCAGGCAUGUGGUGAGGCUGGGCGCAAGUGCGAGCAGACCCUGUUUGGCACCGUUCACGCGUCUGCCACUGAACGAGAUGCCGCGAUCGCCGCUGCCUGUGCUUUCUUGACGUCCGCGGCUUCACAGUGGUCGCCAAACUCUGCGCCCGCUUCCGCAGCCUUCUCGGCGACUGCAGCCACCGCUGUGAUCAAACUCGCCAACCACACGAGCUCAAGCAGACCACCCAACCGCGUUUCUGUCGAUCUUGCGACUCAUCUCAUUGCUGCCGCGCCCACUUCGACCGACCUCAUGAAGGUUGUCUGCCACAUCGUUGCCUCCGGGUGCACCUUCUCCGACCAAGUGUUUGCUCACUUGGUGGCCUCCGCCCAACGCCUCCGAUGCUUGCGCCUGCCCGCUUUAGUCAUUGCAGCCCAUGUCCAGCAAGGCCGCAGCGUGCCGACGACGGCAGCAUCCCACCUCAUCACCCUGCUCGGUCUGCACACCGACGACGCUACUGCGGUGCAAGCGAUCAAAGACCUGGCGACCGUUUUGCAUCAAGCCGACUACCAGCUGUCCGCUAGCGCGUAUGGCGCUAUUUUGAAAGCGGCUGCUCGUGACGUGGAGCCAGAAUCACACCUUCGCAACGUGUGGCGGCAGCUCAACGGUGCUGCGCACCACGAGCACGUGCGUUCGCACGGAUUGCAAGCGCUGCUCGUUGCGGCAGGACAGUCAACCAGCCUGCAGGCCGAGUUUCGACAUUGCUUUGAUGUUGUAACGCGUCGCUUUGGUCCCGACGGUACGUAUUUGCAUCGUCACCGACAGCGCACGCUUGCCAACCCCGGGUUUGCGAAGACUCUGUUUGGAGUGGAGCACGAUGCCUUCUUGAAGCCAAGCUGGCGCGUCGCUUCCGCACUGGUAUCGGGGGCUAGCCACCAGCCAGACCAACUGGACAUGGCUGUGCGCGCGUAUCGCCAUCUCAUGCAAACCAAAUGGGUCUUUGGCGCUGAGGGGUUUGAUUUGAACACUGCCCAGCCAAUGUUGAUGGGCUGCACCCUGACGGCCAGCGGGCUCCCAUCGAUUCCCCUGGCUCGACGGACCACCACCAGUCGCCGAUGGAUUUCGGCUUCGCUCGCGCGCACCAUCCAGCUCGAGCGCGGGUCUCUGAUGCCGCAGUCCGCCUUGUCGAGCAGCUUGCCCGCGUCCUUUGUAAUUCGGGCUUACACAAGCCUCGUGCAAAUGGUCAACAGUGCUACCUCGGCGCAUGCGGCCAGCAACGCAGUCUUGGCGAUUGCUUUUGCCAUCCAGGCAGACCUGCCAGUGGCACCCUUGUCGCAGUUCUACGAAGUCCAAAAUCCCGCCUGCUCGCUUCAAGUUGCUCUGUUCGGUCUGCUCCAACGGCUGCAGGCACACCGCGGAAGGUCACCGGCACCCCGCUCUCAAAACGCGCUCAUUCGGGAGAUGAACGCCAUUGCGCGCGCUCGUCGGUAUCUUGCCAGUCUUCGCGCUAGUGCUUGGCAUGCCCCGUCACAGCCCUUCCUCUUGCUGCUUGCGACCGUUCUCCGCAGUGCCAUUGAUCAGUCACGCAUGUCCCCGGUUCCCGUCAUGUCCCGACUCCUUCCUGUGGCUCGGCGUACACCGAGCACACCGCGCCCCGCUUCCCAGUCUGCCACUGUCUGAUGUGCUGCUGGUCUGUACUGUACUUUUUCUGUAUGAAUUCACAAAUUUAUGAAAGAUUGA